Molecule: messenger RNA, 2471 nt
Organism: Ylistrum balloti
Lineage: Eukaryota; Metazoa; Mollusca; Bivalvia; Pectinida; Pectinidae
Product: ceramide-1-phosphate transfer protein-like
Exons: 2
Coding region: 1-651 (216 amino acids)
Biological process (GO): ceramide transport; intermembrane lipid transfer
Cellular component (GO): cytosol; membrane; cytoplasm
Molecular function (GO): ceramide 1-phosphate binding; ceramide 1-phosphate transfer activity
Source: RefSeq, a predicted model, not a curated record
AUGGCCGCAGAGUUCAGGACGGAUGUGAAACACGAUUUUGAUUUGGAGGUCGUUCUGGACGCUUUCAACAGCUGUAAUUUACCGGACAAUAGUUUAAACCUUGACUACUAUGUGGCAGGCUACCAGGAACUAUGCAGGUUUUUCAAACUGUCAGGAAAAUUAUUCGGAUUUGUAGCAAGUGAAUUGGAAUCAAAAAUCCAAAUUCUGAAAACUCACCGGAAGUCAGAAAAUGGAAAUGCUUAUGAAACGAUUCAGUCUAUGGUUGACUUCGAAGUUACCAAUGGAAUAACAAAGGUGUCUGGGUCUCCUCCAUCUGGGUCUCGAACACUCUUACGCCUCCACAGAGCGCUUGGAUUCAUCAGCGAAUUUAUGGACAGACUUGCGAAAAGUGAUGAUGAUGCGAAAACAUCCGUCAUAGCAUCGGAAGUAUACAAAGAAACGCUUGGACUGUACCAUCCCUGGGUUAUUCAGAAAAUGGCUGGUUUCGCGAUGUACAUGCUGCCGAGCAGACGACAGCUUAUUGAUACUAUGUGUAAACAGAAUUACGAAAAGGCUUUGAAUACAUUACCGAAAGUGGUCGACGCCUUAAAACCUAUUUAUAACGUUACCCAAGAACUUUACGAAAGUAACGACUUGUUGAAUCUACCAUGAUGGGUUUUCAUGAAAUAUCGAUCAUUGUACGAAACUCAGGAUUGGCUUGUUCGUUUUCAUGGAAACUGAUAUUAUUGUUGUCGAAGGAUUGACCAUUUACCUUGAAAGUCAGCGUAGAACAAGAUUAUUUUAUGAGCGUAAUAGUUAUUUCUUUUCAAACACUCAAAUUUAUAGUUCAUGUGCAACGGACCGCCUCCUCGAUACUCCCCAGGUGACGAUUGCUUUCGUUCUCUGCACCCUUGGAACAUGUCAUGACAAAAUUGAAGACACAAGCGAAGCAUUUGUAUUGGUUUCAGGAGAAAACUAACCAAUCACAGGCUGAUACGCCCGUUCUAUUUCGAUCCCCUUUUGUCCGGCGUCGUAAACUUAAACUUUUUAACAUUUUUGAUUUUUCAGGAAUACUCCUGAACCGAUUGCAAUGAAAUUUUACAUAAAGUUCCAUGGCUGGAGGUGAACCAAAAUUGUAACCAUACGUGCAGGACCAAAAAUUAUCAAAUUCAGUGAAACUUCAAAAAUCCUCUCAAGUCCCAGGUAUGGUAGAAUAAAGUAUUAUACUCUUCAUUGAGGGGAAGGCCUUCAGAUGCUCUACCAAAAUUGUAAUUUUGGGUUUCACAUUUCCACCAGGAGAGGGCAUAAAGUUGACUAUAGUUCAUAUAGGAAAAUCACAAUUUUGGACAUUGUUUCUUUAUUUUCUAUUAGAAAUAGUUCAAACCUGGUUAUAAUUAUUAGUUUAAGAGGACAAUUUAAUGAGAUACACAUAUUGACCUCGGCUGACCCCCACGGGCUGAUGGGCUAGGCCAGAAAUGGGUCAAAUUGACUUAGAUUUCAAAAAUGUACUACCGUCAUGAAUGGAAGAUUUUUAUAUGAAAAUUUUAAUCUUAAGUGUAAUUUCUUUUAAUUCAAACCUGGUUAGAAGCCUUAUCAUGGGACAGUAGUUAAUGUAUACACAAAUUACUUUGUCAUUAUGUGUACAAUAUAGUUAUGUGACUUUUAAAAAAACAAAAGCACUUCUUUAACAUGUUACAAGAAGCAUUUUGACUAGGGUGACCGUUAAAGCCCUUGUUGAAGAUUACAAAGGAGCGACAACCAACUUCAAAGUCACUACAAUAUACCUUUAUUUGACCCCGAACUAGUCUUCUUCUCUUGUCCACAAGAUGUCGAACACGGAACCUUCAGUUAUGCCAUGACAUGUUCCAGGGGUGCAGAGAGCGAAAGUGAUUGUAACACCUCGAGUAUUGAGGAAGAACAAACCGGUGGCCGUAAACGUUUUACAUUCCUGUUAUGAAAAAAUGGUAAAUCCUUUGUAAUGUAUGUAGACGUAAGGCGAUCUGGCAGCUUUUGUCCUUCGAUCUCAUGAGACUUUCAUCUCCACCUCCUUUUUUGUUUUUGUAGUUUUAAUAAUGAGAAGAACUUAUGCAUUCCCUUAAUGGGUAUUUUUUUAACCUCUAUGAUGUCGCAAAGCUUGUAUGAAGGUGAGGGUGUGAGGGGUGAUGGUGAAAGUGUGCGUGUGAGGGCAAGGAUGUGAAGGUGUAUGUAUGUAUGUGUAUUGUGACAGGAUAUGAGAGUGAGGCUGUGAUAGUGUAUAUGUGUGUAGUGACAGGAUAUGAGGGUGAGGAUAUGAUAGUGUAUAUGUGUGUUGUGACAGGAUAUGAGAGUGAGGCUGUGAUAGUGUAUAUGUGUGUUGUGACAGGAUAUGAGAGUGAGGCUGUGAUAGUGUAUAUGUGUGUUGUGACAGGAUAGAAGAGUGAGGAUGUGAUAGUGUAUAUGUGUGUUGUGACAGGAUAUGAGAACGAGGAUGUGAUGGUGUAGGUAUGUGUUGU